AUGCUGUUUCAGGUAUUCUCAGCCAUUCUCGAGAACCAUUCUUCGCAAUUUAUAGGAUAUUUCCCAGCCAUUCUCAAGGACCAUUCCUCACACGAUAUACUGUUACUGUGCAUAUCUUGUCAUCUGAAGUGUGCUGAUUAUGAGGCAGCAUUAAGACAACAGUUAUCUAUAGAAUGUGAUGCUCCCCUUGACUCGGGGAAAGAUUCAAAACGGCAAUGGGACCAAGAUCUAGCAAAAGUUGUCUCUGCAGCAAAAGCGUUAUUGAAGAGCAGAGAAAAAAUUCCAGAGUCACGGGUUAAAGAAUUGGAAGAAAUUGUGAAAAGAUUUUAUGGUGUGCUAUCAUUACCAAAAGAACUACUAGAAAAUACGCUGACAAUGGAUGUCAAAAUCAAUAAUGCAAAAUUUGUACCACAUGGACAGAAGGUAGUGCAGUAUUACAUGGCAAAAGAAGGAGGACUUCUGGAGUUUGAGAAGAUGUGGCGGCAACAUUUUGUGGACAUCAUGCAGCCCAAGUAUUUACCUACAUUAUGGUCAGUGGAACAUAGACCUGAAAGGAUGAAAGCAAUGUGCAAUAAUAAUUGAUUGGAUAUUUCAUGUUCUGUAUGCCUGUAUUUAUUUUUUUGUACAAAUGUUCAGUUACAAUGUCACUUGAAACAACAUUCAGUACAGCUGUAUUAAGGUUGAGGACCACUAAUAACAGUAGGCAGUGUUAAGGUAGUGGACCACUAAUAACAAUUAGCAGUGUUUUGGUAGUGGACAACUAAUAACAAUUUCCUUUUGGUUAGAUAUUCUUCCUAUGAAAUUUUAGCAUGGCAGGAAACCAUGUGCUCAUGUAUAAGCUACAUUUGAAACUAAUGAAUGCAGAUAUAGAAUGUAAAGAUAGGUAAUUGCUCAGAAACUGCCCUUGAGUACCUUUAAUAUGAAUACAUACAGAUCAGUAUAGAACUAGGAGAAACCAAUGAUAGCACAGAUACCUGGAAUAAACAGUUAUGAGAGAAAAUUUGACUAAAGAGAAAUAAAUUGUUAAAAAAUGUGUAAGAAUGAAUUACAAGUGUAACCCUAGGGAAAGAUCAUAUUGAUCAAUGUAUUAAAGCUCUUCUUGUAAUAUCUAAAGGGGCAUGCCAGCAAAUCUAAUUACAGUUUAAACUUGGUAUCUCAAAUUCCAGGGGGUUGAGCAUAUUACUUUGAGAUGCCAAAAUUCUACUGAAUAAAUGAAACUUCGUGUAAGUGUUUUCAGGAUGGGCCUUGAAAAAUUCUUCGAUGUAGCCAGAAUUUCGAGAUUCGGAGGUCAAGAUACCAAGUUCCAAUUGAAUUUUAAUUGUAACAUCCGCGAUUUGAAAAAAAACAUAUCAAAGAAAGAGUUGUUUUACAUGAAAAUUAAACAGUUUAUGAAGCAUGUAUAUUACUCUAUAAAAUAAUUGUAAAUUUACUGAUAUAUGGAUAGAAUUCAUAGAUAGAAAAAGACUGCAUAAAUAGGCCACACUUUUUGGACAGUUCAGUGCCAUUAAAAUACACCAUUUUCAAAGACAUGUUACAUAUCUUCAUUGUGAUGCAAGUGCAAUAAUGUCCCAGUGCUGAAAUUUCAGGUAACAAGGUUUAACAUAGUUUUCAUCAAUUCUUCAUUUUUAUUUCUUUACAAAUGGCCCUAAUGAAGGAAAGUAGUUUCUCAACAAUAAAUCUUGCAACUUACACAUUUAAGAAGUUGUAUGUUACAAAGGUUGUCAAUUUUCAAUGGCUGUAAAUGAACAGAAAUAAGAAAGGCUGUAACAUAGGAAAUAUGUGAAUGCUAAGCAAGGUUUUUGUUUGUGAAAACAAGAUCUGUUUUUAACCCUUACCCUUCUAAUUUUCUAUAAUGAACUUGUCCAUCGUUCAAUUUGGACAGUACCAUCAACUUUUAAAAGGGGUGCUUACCAAAAAAAGAUACUGGCUGAAUGGCGAACAGUGCAAAGGCAGAAUCACUUGCCCCAGCAUGAUAAGGGUUAAUCAUUUUUGAUGUACGAGUCUUAAUAAAAGCAUAUACAUUCUGUGGAAACAAAUACUUAAAGGGGCAUGCCUACUGAUGUUUAUUGCAUUUUUGCAAACAGUAGCGAUAGUAAAUUAAGAAGGUCAAUGUAAAUCAAGUUGAUAUGAAAUACAUCUAUUUUGCAUAACAUUUUGACUGUUUGACUGACACAAUAGAGCUUUUUACACAUUUUACAGCUUAUCCAAAAGUUAUAGUCCUGUCUAAAACUCGCCAGAUUAUUUUUUGUUUGCCUGUUAGUUUCAGUUACUUGUAAGCAGACUUAACAAAUUUGACUAAACUUGGCAGGGAUAUCCCCCUUGAUGGAAUAACAUUUUGCAGGGCUCUGACAGUAGUAAUGAAAUGUUUAAGUAUGCUUUUCUUAUUUACGAAAUUGAAGCAAUUUAUAUCUGUUAUAUUCUGUCUGCUGUGUAGAGGUACAUAAGAUAUUCAAAAUUUAUUUUAUAUACAGUCUUUACAAGAGUUCUGUGAUUAAAGUUUAACAAUUUGAUUAUUAAGUAUCAUUUAUUUCGUAGGGAAGGAUUUUACAUUUUUACUCUCCUGCUAUUUUUGAUACUAUACAUUAUUCUAAAAGAUCUCCAAGGGAGAUAAAUUCUAAAAAUAUCUUGACUAGUUUUGAAAUUGAUGUCAAAAUAAAAUUAAUAGAGUAUUUUCCAUUCCAAACAAAUGUUUUGGGCUUUAGAAUUUUUUAGUUUGCAAUUUUGAAUCCCCUUUUUUUAGCUCACCUGUCACAAAGUGACAAGGUGAGCUUUUGUGAUUGCGCGGUGUCCGUCGUGCGUGUGUCCGUAAACUUUUGCUUGUGACCACUCUAGAGGUCACAUUUUUCAUGGGAUCUUUAUGAAAGUUGGUCAGAAUGUUCACCUUGAUGAUAUCUAGGUCAAGUUCGAAACUUGGUCACGUGCCAUCAAAAACUAGGUCAGUAGGUCUAAAAAUAGAAAAACCUUGUGACCUCUCUAGAGGCCAUAAUUUUCAAUGGAUCUUCAUGAAAAUUGGUCAGAAUGUUCACCUUGAUGAUAUCUAGGUCAAGUUCGAAACUGGGUCACAUGCCUUCAAAAACUAGGUCAGUAGGUCUAAAAAUAGAAAAACCUUGUGACCUCUCUAGAGGCCAUAUAUUUCACAAGAUCUUCAUGAAAAUUGGUCAGAACGUUCACCUUGAUGAUAUCUAAGUCAAGUUCGAAAAUGGGUCACGUGCCUUCAAAAACUAGGUCAGUAGGUCAAACAAUAGAAAAACCUUGUGACCUCUCUAGAGGCCAUAUUUUCCAUGGGAUCUGUAUGAAAGUUGGUCUGAAUGUUCAUCUUGAUGAUAUCUAGGUCAGAUUUGAAAGUGGGUCACGUGCCAUCAAAAACUAGGUCAGUAGGUCAAAUAAUAGAAAAACCUUGUGACCUCUCUAAAGGCCAUAUUUUUCAAUGGAUCUUCAUGAAAGUUUGUCUGAAUGUUCAUCUUGAUGAUAUCUAGGUCAAGUUCGAAACAGGGUCACGUGCCUUCCAAAACUAGGUCAGUAGGUCUAAAAAUAGAAAAACCUUGUGACCUCUCUAGAGGCCAUACUUGUGAAUUGAUCUCCAUAAAAAUUGGUCAGAAUGUUCAUCUUGAUGAUAUCUAGGUCAAGUUUGAAAGUGGGUCACAUGCCAUCAAAAACUAGGUCAGUAGGUCAAAUAAUGAAAAGACGUUGUGACCUCUGUGGAGGCCAUAUUUUUCAUGGGAUCUGUAUGAAAGUUGGUCUGAAUGUUUAUCUUGAUGAUAUCUAGGUCAAGUUUGAAACUGGGUCAACUGCGAUCAAAAACUAGGACAGUAGGUCUUGAAUUAGAAAAACCUUGCGACCUCUCUAGAGGCCAUACACUUGAAUGGAUCUUCAUGAAAAUUGGUCAGAAUGUUCACCUUGAUGAUAUCUAGGUCAAGUUUGAAACUGGGUCACGUGCCUUAAUAAACUAGGUCAAUAGGUCAAAUAAUAGAAAAACCUUGUGACCGCUCUAGAGACCAUAAUUUUCAAUGGAUCUUCAUGAAAAUUGGUCAGAAUUUUUAUUAGCUCACCUGUCACAUAGUGACAAGGUGAGCUUUUGUGAUCACGCAGCGUCCGUCGUCCGUCCAUCCGUGCAUCCGUAAAGUUUUGCUUGUGACCACUCUAGAGGUCACAUUUUUUGUGGGAUCUUAAUGAAAGUUGGUCAGAAUGUUCAUCUUGAUGAUAUCUAGGUCAAGUUCGAAACUGGGUCACGUGCCGUCAAAAACUAGGUCAGUAGGUCUAAAAAUAGAAAAACCUUGUGACCUCUCUAGAGGCCAUAUAUUUCAAAAGAUCUUCAUGAAAACUGGUCAGAACAUUCACCUUGAUGAUAUCUAGGUCAAGUUCGAAAAUGGGUCACGUGCCUUCAAAAACUAGGUCAUAGGUCAAAUAAUAUAAAAACCUUGUGACCUCUCUAAAGGCCAUAUUUUUCAUGGGAUCUGUAUGAAAGUUGGUCUGAAUGUUCAUCUUGAUGAUAUCUAGGUCAAGUUUGAAACUGGGCCAACUGCGGUCAAAAACUAGGUCAGUAGGUCUAACAAGAGGACCAUGAUGGUCCUGAAUCGCUCACCUAUCCCCACAUGACCCAGUGUUGAACUGAGUAUAACGUUGUUAUUUCUAUUAUUUGACAAAGUGACCUAGUUUUUGAGCACAUGUGACCUAGAUAUCAUCAAGAUAAAAAAUUCUGACCAAUUUUCAUACAGAUCAAUUGAAAAAUAUGACCUCUAGAGAGGUCACAAGGUUUUUAUAUUAUUUGACCUAAUGACCUAGUUUUUGAAGGCACAUGACCCACUUUUAAACCUGACCUAGAUAUCAUCAAGGUGAACAUUCUCACCAAUUUUCAUGAAGAUCUCUUGAAAAAUAUGGCCUCUAGAGAGGUCACAAGGUUUUUCUAUUUUUCAACCUACUGACCUAGUUUUUUGACCGCACAUGACCCAGUUACAAACUUGACCUAUAUAUCAUCAAGCUGAACAUUCUCACCAAUUUUCAUGAAGAUCCAUUGAGAAAUAUGGCCUCUAGAGACAUCACAAGGUUUUUCUAUUUUUAGACC
Messenger RNA from Mercenaria mercenaria, 5062 nucleotides. RefSeq names its product exonuclease 3'-5' domain-containing protein 2-like. The record is from RefSeq and is a predicted model, not a curated record. The coding region runs from base 1 to 582 and encodes 193 amino acids. Lineage: Eukaryota; Metazoa; Mollusca; Bivalvia; Venerida; Veneridae. The transcript is spliced from 4 exons.